This is a messenger RNA of Amoebophrya sp. A120, 540 nucleotides long. The record is from the annotation of a GenBank genome assembly. NCBI's taxonomy places the organism in Eukaryota, Dinophyceae, Syndiniales, Amoebophryaceae.
AUGACACUGCAAACUAGGGCGCAGAUAGCGGAAGCAAACCCGUGCUACUUGUGCCGCAAGAUUGUUUAUUUGGAACGCGUUGCGAGUACCGGACAAAUACCAGCUCUCAUGGCAGCGCUUCGUGAGUUUCUUGGGCUGCACGAAUGUGCGUUCCCUGAGUGGAAGGAAUACGUCCGAGAUAAUAGUGUCCUCCCAAUCCUCAAGGAUCGUUCGGCCACCAACGUCAUCGAUUUGGUUUCUCGUUGUUUAAAGAAACUGAAUAAUUGGGUGUUCGACGACAGUUGCAACAGAAACAUUCACACGCUGGAACUGAUCGAGUACAUCAUCAGGAAUGAUCUGGAAAUGGAAUGCGACUUAGCGCCGAUCAUCAAUCCUCUAAAGAGAUUCGCCGGCCUCACGACCGCACAGAAACUAGAGGAAUCCGGCCUCACAUUCGAGUACCACCGGCAACUUGUGCGAGAAAUUGAACGACCCGGGGAGGACUUCGACAAUACGACUCCGUGGACGGACAUCGAGAACCUGUGGCGCACUGUGGAAUGA